Molecule: messenger RNA, 411 nt
Organism: Lycium barbarum (goji berry)
Lineage: Eukaryota; Viridiplantae; Streptophyta; Magnoliopsida; Solanales; Solanaceae
Product: putative receptor like protein 25
Exons: 4
Coding region: 1-411 (136 amino acids)
Molecular function (GO): protein binding
Source: RefSeq, a predicted model, not a curated record
AUGGAGAUUGAGAAUAUUCUUGAAGUUUUUACUGCUAUUGAUUUCACUUGCAACAACUUUCAAGGAGAGAUACCAGAGAUAUUGGGAGAUCUCAAUACGUUUUACCUUCUUAACUUGUCACACAAUGCUUUGACAGGAAGAAUACCAAAGGCCCUUGGAAAGAUUCCAAGAGGCAACCAACUUCAAAUGCUCUUAGAUAAUUCCUUUGAAGGGAACACAGGGCUGUGUGAUUUUCCGUUAAAGAAGUAUAGCAACACCAAGGCGACUGGACUGUCACAAUUCCCUAGUGGCCAUUCUGAACCUGAAACAAUUGACGGGAAAUAUAUAAGUUUUGCCUUGGGAUCUUCCGAAUGGAAACCGAAGGAGGUAAAGGAAAAGUCUGCUUGCGAUAAGCAUAUGAAGGAGUCAUAA